AUGCAUGAUGCUCAGGACGUCAAAGAAUUCCGAUGGAACUCCGCUUGCCUAAAAAAUCUCGUCGAAAACCUACAAUCAUGGACGCGAAAAGCGACGCCAAAUGUGAAAUCUCUGCAAACCAUCGACGCCGGCAAUAUAAGCUAUCCGGCCAGAGCAAAUGAGCCGUUUGAUAAGUUCAUGAAAAAAACGGGAGAAGUGCGCAAGAAAAAAUCAAUUGAUUUAUCCGAAAUUUGGCUAGAGUAUUGGCAAAAAAUUGCAGAUAAUUUAAAUGUAUCAUAUGUAAAUACUAAUACCAACAAAUUCGAGUUCCGACAUGUUAAUAUUAUACCUCACGUUGUGCCAAUACUGGCUAUAGUUCAUACAUUACCUCACGACGUCGUCAUUAUAUAUUGCCGCUGGCCAAAUCCUCAAGAAGACGUCCCACUCAGAACAGUCCUGCUUCAUUCAUACUCUAAUAUUCCGAAAGGGAACCUUCAAAUUCUUCAUUUUCUCUCUCAAAGUCUCACCGAGCUUCAGAAUCAGUUGUUCAAUCGCGGAAUCAUUCCAAUAUUCCGUGUUGAGCAUUUCACCUGCUCUCCGACGUUAUGGCUACAAUACGAUAUUUUCGCUCCUUUGGCUUCAGCUUCUUCUCUAGAAAAGUUACCAAAACCAAAAGUCAGCUUACAAUUCGCCACAUCUCAAUGGGUCUCGAGGCGAUGGGAUAAUUAUGCCUAUUUGACCUACCUCAACGAAUUGUCGGGACGUGUUCGCGGCGAGGUGCACAAUCAUCCAAUUUUUCCAUGGGUUUGCGAUUUUUCGUCAAAACACUCAAUCUUUCGACCAUUGAAUCGCACAAAAUAUCGAUUAGCCAAAGGUGAUGACCAAUUAAGAGAAAUGGAAUCGAGAACGCCUUCUCAUCACGUGCCGGAACUUCUUUCCGAUAUCGGCUAUAUGGUCUAUCGGGCUCGCAUCGAGUCGAAAGAAAAUCUAUGCAAGCAUGUACGCAGAAAAUGGGUUCCCGAAGAAUAUCCAUCGACGAUGAGUCGAAUAUACGAAUGGACGCCCGAUGAAUGUAUUCCCGAGUUUUACGACGAUCCGAACGUCUUCAGGUCUCGCCACGCCGACAUGUCAGAUCUGAAAGUUCCGGAAUUUUGCGAAAGUCCGGAAGACUUCAUCCAAUGGCAUCGCGGAAUGCUUGAAAAUGAAGAAGUGUCGGCAAAUUUGCAUCGAUGGAUCGAUUUAGUCUUCGGAUAUUUGCUAUCGCCUGAAAACAGCAAAAAUGCGCUCAACAGUCAUCUUUGUUUCGCUGAAAGGCAAAAAAAAGGCGUUCGGACCAAUGGAAUGGUGAAGCUUUUCGAGGUGGCUCAUCCGAAAAGAAUGCCAGCAAAUUAUAAUCCUCGAGAUGAUUGCUAUCGAUUGGAAUUGGAGCUCUAUUGUAUGCCAACGGAGCCACUAGAAUCGACGAAUGCUGAAAAUUCUGACGACGACGAUGAUGAAAGUAUAGCAAAAGUGUUGCGCAAUUUGAAGAAACGCCAUAGAGCCGAAAACCGGCAAUUCUUCGAUUCGAUGGUGUCGGUGAUUUCAACGAUCGCCCAGAUCACCGUGGCGCCGGUGCUUCAUGGCGAAUUCGACGACACGCAUCGCAUCAAUGAGCGCAUUCGACAAUUCGCGCACAUAAUUCCGAUAAACUAUCAGCGAUUGUUCGAUUAUUUGCUGGACACGUCGCAAGAAUACCCGGAUCCCGAUGAGUUUUCAUUUUUUGUGCGAACACUACUCAACAUUCCGCCACAAAUAUCCGAUUUUCACGACGAAUUCGCCAACUGCAUGGCCUUCCAAUUCCUUCGCGAAUCGUGUGUGGUCCCUGAGAAUUCGCAUCGAUCGCAACUCAUUCUUCUCAAAGAGGUCGAAAGUCUCAAAAAUGCGAUUCUCAUUUGUCAUCACAUGGAAAUUUGCGUGGUCGCCGCAUUCCAAAAAAUGCUCGAAAGCGAGGAAUCGAGCAUUCAAGCCGUCCAUCGUCUCAUGCCGGCGAUUGCGCGUUGCCUCAGCGAAUCGUCGUUGGAGAACCUCAUCGUUUCGCUAAUCGAGCUCAUCCAAUGCGAGACUUCGGUCAAACUUCUCGAUCGACGAUUCCUGUUGUAUGUUUCAAUUUGCUACGGCGCGCACAAAUUUCUCGAUCUUUUCCUUCCGCCAAUCGUUGAAGCGUGCGCAUCGAAGAAUGAUGAUCGAUCGAUUGUGGCCAAGGAGAGCAUUAUGUGGCUUGCCAAACGUUAUGGUCCCGUGAUAUGUGCGCGAUUCAUCUCGCCCAACUUGCUCCGAAUCAUGGGAACCUGUUUUGAAGGUCUCGAAUUGUCUGGACAAUGCCAAGAGCCAUCAUCUGUCUUCAAUUUAUAUCUCGCUGGUGACGACAACUGCGCUCGAAUUGAAACAUUACUCUCUGAAAUUGUCAUUACUUACAGUGUCACAUUUAUUACGGUGCAAUUCCUCCCAUUUUGCGUUGAUUUAAUCGAGCAAUACCAAAAACGAGCCAACUCGCAACUCGAAGGCAGUCUUGUGUCGGUAUUUCGAAUUGUCGAGCUCUCAAUUCGAUCAAUGACUGAUCAUCAGCUCAUGAAUUAUCUUGAGGAAUAUAUCAUUCAAAAGAUUAUUGGAAAAGUUCUCGAGAUGCUCUUAAACGAUCAAAUUCAAUUCUCGUCGCCGCGCGCAAGAAAUAUCAUUCUUUCCAAAGCGAUUCAGUUGCUCUUCUCGACGGCUCAGCGAAUUGGAACUGAGAACACGAGAAUUUAUGCGAGGCAUCCAUUCGAAUUGCUGUUUCGCACAUUUUCCGAGAUCUACGAGACCACCGAGGAGUUGAGAAUCCAUCUGAAAUGUGGAGAAUUGAAGAAUAACACCUAUCCUGUGCCGAUAUGGAUCGCCGAAGACGUCGUCGAGCGAUUCGCCAAAGAAUGGGGAGUCCCGUUUCUGUCAUCGUUCUGCAAUGAUCCGUCAUUCUUGAUUCCGUUCGUUUCGAACGGAGCGAAUCCGAUUGCCGUUGGAUCGACGCCGACGCACAUCUCGCCGACGACGACGACGCUGGCGACAUUCUCGCUCGGCAACAUUUCGACGGGAAAUCGCAUUUUCUCAAUAUCGUCGUCGAGUCCCGCGAAUUCGUUGGGCAAUAUUGGCGGUUUGAGCUCUUGCGAGGCUGGAGCUCUCAGCGCUGUUUGGUGUGCUCGCGUGUCCGCAGCCGUUUGUAAUGCAAAGACCCUGCGUUUCGAUCAUCUCUCAUUGUGCAGUUUCACCGGGCAUUCGGAGCGAAUCCGAAAACUCGCCGCCAUCUCCAACGAGAACUCGUUUGUGUCGGCGUCGUCGGACAAAACGGUGAAAUUGUGGUCGGUGAAGCCCGAGCGUGAUGAGAUCGAAUGCCAAUGGACGUAUCGGAAUCACACGCGAUCGGUGAACGAUGUGGCGAUAUUGGCGGACAACACGAUCGCGUCGGUUGACGGCACACUGCACGUGUGGGAUCCCUUUCGAUCAACGAUCCUAUCGCAACUUGAAUGGGAUCAAGAGGGCGGCUACAUUUGUCGAAUCGAGAAUGUCGAUAGGCAUACGCUUGCGGUGGUGUCGGGCCUUCAUUCAUCCGUCAAAUUAUUCGAUACACGAGUGGGAUCUUGGACCAGCGAGCUGAAAUUAUCGCCGACGCCGGGGCUUACGCGAACGUUGGCGGUGCGCGACAAUGGCCAGAAAAUGGCGGUGGCGAUGACGAAUGGGACAUUGGCAAUUCUUGACGCGAGGACCGGACGAAUCAACACAUUGUCGCAUGGAAACUCGACGCAUGUCUACGCUAUGAAUUGGAUUGGCGAUUCUCAAUUGCUGGUCUGCGGCCUUGACGAGCCUGGAGUGGUGAUGGAUGUUCGUCCAAGAUUCCAUCAGAGGAAGAAGUUGGCGGAUUCGGUGAUCGGCGCGUCAUUCAGUAUGGGAAUGUUGGCGACAGUGCAGAAUAACUCGAUGCUCAGGGUCUACAAGGAGAACACCGAAUUGCUGAUCGAGACGCGAUUGCGCAGCGAUGAGCUACCGGGAACGCCGAGCGCCGUUCUCCGAUUGCCGCUCAACUCGUGCUUCCUGAUCGGCUCGAAUCAGGGAUCGAUUCGAUUGAUGUGCUAA
Messenger RNA from Caenorhabditis bovis, 4119 nucleotides. NCBI's taxonomy places the organism in Eukaryota, Metazoa, Nematoda, Chromadorea, Rhabditida, Rhabditidae. The record is from the annotation of a GenBank genome assembly.